This is a messenger RNA of Heterobasidion irregulare TC 32-1, 474 nucleotides long. RefSeq lists its product as uncharacterized. The transcript has a single exon. The coding region runs from base 1 to 474 and encodes 157 amino acids. NCBI's taxonomy places the organism in Eukaryota, Fungi, Basidiomycota, Agaricomycetes, Russulales, Bondarzewiaceae. The record is from RefSeq and is a predicted model, not a curated record.
AUGCGCCCCUACCUCCGCCAGCUUCGACGCGUCCAAUACUCUUCGUCCAACGCCAUACCCGGUCCGCUGGGUCCGACACUCUCACCCUGCAAAGAUCUUCAGUUCGGCUACGAUUCGAAAGGCACAUUUCCAACGAUCUUCGCACUCGAAACUUACUUCCGAGAAGAAUAUGACGCUGCUGAAGGCCGUGCCUCUGGAGGUUGGGCACCUUCACCAAACUGCAAACCCCUCGAUGCUUCUGCUUUUGCCUCCUUGAUUUUUUCGCACAACGAUCUUAACAUGCGCAACUUGCUGCUGGAUGAACACAGUGUGCUGUGGGUUGUUGACUGGGGCUUUUCAGGGGUUUAUCCCCCGUGGUUUGAGUAUCUUGAGAUGAGAUACGCUGCGCAGAAGGAUCACAAUCCGGAGAGCUGGCAGAAAUGUAUCCAGUAUAUGACAGAGCCGGCGUUUGAAGUUGAAGACGCGCCGCAGUGA